AAAAACUCACUGACAGAGCAAAACACGUAAUGAUUUCUGCAUGUGACUACAACUACACAUGAAAGCGUCCUUGCUGCUGCGAACCAAAAUCAAACAAGACAAAUUAAGAGAGCUUUUUUCAAGAGGAGGUUUCAUUAUCUCUUUCCAGAGAAGGAAAUAUGUUUGAUAUUCUUGGACUCAUUUGCAUGAUUUGGUGGURUAUGAUGCUAUUUCAUCCCUUGCAUGCUGACAUCCAAUGUAUGGAGUCCGACACACAAGAAUCACCUAUUAGGAAUGUGAAUGUGAACUGGAGAAAAAUGGAACUGUCCUGGGAGAGCAGCAGGAAUUUCUCAAAGUACACAUGUACCAUCRUGGACAGGGACAUGGAAAGUCUAGACGAAGAGGUGAAUAGUCCUCUAUGCAGCUUUCCAGUGGAACUAGACAUGCCUCUGCACAAAGGAGUGUUCUUUAUCAUUAAAGUGCCAAACACAAACAUCUCAAAAGAAUGCACCUUUCUCCCUGGAGGCAUGAAUGGRUCAGCCAUUGAAAACUUCUCCUGUGUGAUCUAYAACAUUUUCCUCAUGAACUGCACUUGGCAGGCAGGAAGGGAUGCUCCAGCAGACACACAAUAUUUCCUCUACUGGCAGAAGUCAAGAGAUGAUGAGGAGAUGGAAUGUGAGCUUUACAUUAAAGAUGAAAAUGGCAGAAAUAUGGGAUGUAUGUUCCAAAAUGUGAGCAUGGGGACUAAAAAAGCUUACUUCAUGGUGAAUGGGUCUAGCAAAGACUCCCGGAUCCAGUUCUAUGAUGAGUACAUUGACCUGCAUAAAAUUGAAAUACUCACUGCUCCAUUAAAUGUCACUGCCCAUUGUCCCAGAGAUUCAGCGGGUUGUGUAAUUACGUGGCACCCACCCCUUACAAGUUAUGUGGAGAAAGCAAAGUGUUUUCAGUAUGAAAUCAGCAUACAAAAUAAGGAUGAGCCAAACAAAGAGAAAAAUCUUCUUCGUAUAAGGAAUGACAGAUAUGAAUUCCAAAAUUACAAUGAGAAAAAAAGAUACAUUCUGAAAAUCAGAGCACGUGGAACAAGCUGUCAUGCAAGCUCAAACUGGGGGGAAUGGAGUGAACCCAUUGAGUUUGGUCAAGGGAAAGAUUACCUUGUUUUAGUGAUUUUAUUUUUGAUUGCACUUGGAACAAUCGCAAUUGUACUUCUCCAGUAUUGUCUUUUCAAACGGUACUGCAGUUUCAGCAAGAUAUUUCCUCCCAUACCACAACCAAGAGACAAAUUUAGUCAAUUAACUGAAGAAGACAACCAGACAGAAUAUGUGUAUCUACCAACAAGUCAUAAUGAGGAAAUAACUACAGUUGAAGAAUGAUCCAACUUUCCAAAAACACACUUGAUUACCCAACAUGAAAGAAAACUAUGGAUCCUGCUAACAAGUAUUUCAAACCAGCUUAUAAAGGAAUAAAAGAAUAUAAUAUAGGAUUAUAAAGGAAUAUAAAGGAAUAUAAUAUUAUAAAGGAAUAUAAUUAUAAAGGAAUAUAAUCACCUAUAAAACUGUUUGUCCCCUUAAAAUGGAGAAAAGUGUGGGGGGAAAUCUAUGAAAUUUGUUYGUUUCCCUUUGUUCAAACCCACAGUGCCUGGCAACUAAGCUUUUCUGCAAGCAUCUACUUUGAAGACAUGCUUCAACCUUGCUGGGAGCUUCUUCACAUUAAGA
Messenger RNA from Malurus melanocephalus (red-backed fairy wren), 1691 nucleotides. RefSeq names its product granulocyte-macrophage colony-stimulating factor receptor subunit alpha-like. The record is from RefSeq and is a predicted model, not a curated record. Gene Ontology annotation, biological process: immunoglobulin mediated immune response; cytokine-mediated signaling pathway. The transcript has 12 exons. NCBI's taxonomy places the organism in Eukaryota, Metazoa, Chordata, Aves, Passeriformes, Maluridae. Bases 159 to 1349 code for a protein of 396 amino acids. Gene Ontology annotation, molecular function: protein binding; cytokine receptor activity. Gene Ontology annotation, cellular component: external side of plasma membrane; membrane.